This is a messenger RNA of Maudiozyma saulgeensis, 1332 nucleotides long. NCBI's taxonomy places the organism in Eukaryota, Fungi, Ascomycota, Saccharomycetes, Saccharomycetales, Saccharomycetaceae. The record is from the annotation of a GenBank genome assembly.
AUGUGGACAACUGUCUUAGCAUAUAUAAUUGGUUGGUAUGUAUGUGCUAUAUCUUUAUCCGUGUACAAUAAAUGGAUGUUCGAUCCUAUAAAUGGACUUGGAAUCGAAUACCCAGUUCUCCUGACGGCAUUUCAUCAAACAACGUUGUGGGUACUUUCCGCAUUAUACAUAGUAGUUCAUGAAAAGUUGAACCCUGCAUCAGCUCAACAUAGAAAAUCUACAGUGGUUCAAAAUCAUAAUAACAAUUGGACAUUUUAUAUAAAAUACAUUAUACCAACAGCUGUAGCGACAGCGGGUGAUAUUGGGUUUAGUAAUGCGUCAUUUAAAUUUGUACCGUUGACGGUAUAUACUAUCAUCAAGUCAUCGAGUAUUGCAUUUGUAUUAUUAUUCAGUUGUCUCUUUAAAUUAGAGAAAUUUCAUUGGAAAUUGGGUGUGAUUGUAUUAGUGAUGUUCAUGGGUGUGGUUAUGAUGGUAUAUAAACCUAAUAAUGGUAAUAAUGAUAACGAUCAAACACAAGCUUUAAUUAUAUUUGGAAGCAUAUUAGUAUUAGCAAGUAGUUGUCUUUCUGGAUUAAGAUGGGUUUAUACGCAAUUAAUAUUAAAGAAAACGUCUUCUUUAACUGUUACUACUGAUGAUGAAGAAACUAAUAAUCCAAACCCAAAUGAUAGAAAUUCCAUUGAGAAAAAUGAGAAUGAAAAGCCUCAUCCAAUUUAUACUAUUCAUCAAUUAGCACCAAUCAUGGGCAUAACACUUAUCCUAACAUCAUUAAUUAUUGAAAGACCAUUGCCUGGCAUCUUUAAAUCCAAUCUAUUUAAGAUUGAAUUCAAUCACAAUAAAGAUGCAAAUUUAGGUUCAAUUUGCAGAGGUAUAUUUUUAAUGAUUCUUCCAGGUAUUGAUGUCUUUGUGCUUACUUUCUGUGAAUUUGGUAUCUUACAAUUAACAAAAGUGUUAACAUUAUCUAUAGCUGGUAUUGUUAAAGAAGUAUUAACCAUUCUUACUGGUAUGGUCUUUUUACAUGAGAGAAUAAGUGGUGCAUAUAACUGGAUUGGUAUGACUAUUGUUUUACUGGAUGUUGUUUACUACAACCAUUUCAGAUAUAAACAAAAACAAGAAAAUGAUUACAUCAAACUUUCAUCUGAAGAGCCAAAUAACCAUAUGGAGAAUUCCAACUCAUCGAGAGUCACGGGAGACCCUUAUUCUGCGGCUACAGAUUUCACUUUACAAGAAUUCGAGAUGGAUGCUUUGUCUAUCACGAUGUCGCACACAUCGGAUGGCCCAGUUGAAAACCACUCCCUAAGAUCAAUCGGAGAUGUUGGACCAAACAACAAGUAA